UUCCAUGCAAAUGUGAGCUUGCGAAUUGUAUUGCAAUCAUUCUGUUUUCGAAUUUGGUCUGAACUGCAACACACAGAAUUUCUAGCUAAACAUCAUGGAUGAGGAUCUGACUCCCGAGCAAAUCGCCGUGUUGCAAAAGGCCUUCAACAGUUUCGAUAAUCAAAAAUGCGGCAGCAUCUCAACUGAAAUGGUCGCUGAUAUUCUGCGUCUUAUGGGUCAGCCCUUCGACAAGAAGAUCUUGGAAGAAUUGAUCGAAGAGGUCGAUGAAGAUAAGUCUGGUCGUUUGGAAUUCGAGGAAUUCGUUCAACUCGCAGCCAAAUUCAUUGUUGAGGAGGACGAUGAAGCCAUGCAAAAGGAGUUACGUGAAGCCUUCCGGCUCUAUGACAAACAAGGCAAUGGCUACAUUCCCACCUCUUGCCUGCGUGAAAUUCUCCGCGAAUUGGAUGAUCAGCUGACCAAUGAGGAGUUGGACAUCAUGAUUGAGGAAAUCGAUUCCGAUGGUUCCGGUACCGUCGAUUUCGAUGAAUUCAUGGAAAUGAUGACUGGCGAAUAAAUAUUUAUUCUAAUAUUUAGCUAUAUAUUAGAAACAUUUGAUUUUAUUUUUGUACAGAAGUUAUGGCUGUGUAUUAGAUGCAUGCCCACAAACCAGAACAGCGAAAUGUGGCAUUUCACAGCUAAC
Messenger RNA from Rhagoletis zephyria (snowberry fruit fly), 679 nucleotides. Its product is annotated as troponin C-like. Gene Ontology annotation, cellular component: myosin II complex. Lineage: Eukaryota; Metazoa; Arthropoda; Insecta; Diptera; Tephritidae. Gene Ontology annotation, molecular function: calcium ion binding. The record is from RefSeq and is a predicted model, not a curated record.